AUGUCGAGCACAGAAUCAGAUUUGGAAGUUCAAAAAAAAGAAGAGCCUAAGGUCCAUGAAACCGUGGAUGGAGGCUAUGGAUGGGUCAUAGUGUUCUGUUCGUUCUUGUUCUUAUUUUCCACUUGGGGAGUCAAUUCUGCUUUUGCGAUAUACUUUGCCGAGUAUCUUCGAAAUGGAAAGUUUGAAGGUGCUUCGAAAAUUGACUACUCGUAUAUUGGAGGUCUUUCAUUUGGAGUAGGACUUUUCAGUGGUCCACUCAUCAACUAUGUUCAUGGAUUGAUAGGUACCCAUUGCACCAUUCUCUUGGGAAACUGCUUUCAGUUCACUGCAAUGAUGUUGGCAAGCUACUCCACUAAACUCUGGCAGCUUUAUUUAACUCAAGGGUUAUUACAAUCGUACGGGUUGGCAUUUGUCAGUUUACCAGCAAUCCCAUUGGUGAGUCCAUGGUUUGAAAAAAGACGAGUUUUGGCCAGUGGACUUGCGGUGAUGGGCAGCGGGGCUGGAGGAGUGGUUUUCACAAUGGGAAUGUACAAAGUGAUGGAAGUUCGGAGUGUUGGCUGGGCACUUAGAGCUCAAGCCAUUAUCAGUGCUUCGUUGAUUUUGAUAGGAGUUCUGCUUGUACGAACCCGUACCAAGAGUCAUAUCUUUACUCCGUUUGAUCUUGCAACCCUCAAGUGUUUUGGGUUCUGGAUAAUGUGUUUUUAUUAUAUAACCUGCAUUUUUGGUUAUGUGGUAGUGUUGUACAGUUUGGCCAGUUUGGCCGCUACCCUUGGUUAUUCGCUGCACCAGGGUGCUGUGGUUGCAACCAUGGUCCAGGUUGGGUUUUGUUACGGUAGACCGCUUGCUGGAUAUUUUUCCGAUAAAUUAGGGCCCAUCACCGUCACCGCAUUUUGCUACUAUAUGUCCAGCAUUUUCACAUUGGCAAUGCUAAUUCCAGCCAGAAACUAUGCAACCCUCAUUAUGCUUGGUUUGCUCGAGGGAACUUUCAUGGGAGCCAUUUUCCCCACUACAGCACCAAUAACCGUUCGCUUAGUGGGUCUUCGAAAACUAAAUGUUUCAUUCUGCAUGCUGUGGAUGUUUGUAGGUGCUGCCUCCAUCUUUUCAGAGCCAAUUGCAACCUCCAUAACUACCUCUGUCGACGGAGUGGCCCUUGCUGAUGCCUAUACUCACCCAGGUAUUUUUGCAGGAUGUUCGUUCUUUGCUUGUGCUACCGCUGCCAUGGUUCUUCGAGGCUAUGUUAUUGGCCGAGAUGUUGUCAUGGCUCGGUCCAGUUUGGAUCCUGCCACAACCGAUAUUUUAAGCGUGAGAGUUCCGGCAGCCGAUAUUGUUCGGAACAUGAUUUCGUGGCCCUCGAGACGGGCAUAG
Messenger RNA from Meyerozyma guilliermondii ATCC 6260, 1365 nucleotides. RefSeq lists its product as uncharacterized. The record is from RefSeq and is a predicted model, not a curated record. The transcript has a single exon. Bases 1 to 1365 code for a protein of 454 amino acids. NCBI's taxonomy places the organism in Eukaryota, Fungi, Ascomycota, Pichiomycetes, Serinales, Debaryomycetaceae.